This is a messenger RNA of Theobroma cacao (cacao), 171 nucleotides long. Its product is annotated as defensin-like protein 19. Gene Ontology annotation, biological process: defense response. The record is from RefSeq and is a predicted model, not a curated record. NCBI's taxonomy places the organism in Eukaryota, Viridiplantae, Streptophyta, Magnoliopsida, Malvales, Malvaceae.
AUGCCAGUGGCAGAAGCAAAAUUAUGCCAAAAGCGUAGCAAGACAUGGACGGGCCCCUGUAUCAAGACAAAAAACUGUGAUCACCAGUGCAGGAAAUGGGAGAAAGCACAGCAUGGUGCUUGCCACUGGCAGUGGCCUGGAUUUGCUUGCUUGUGCUACGUCAAUUGUUAG